AUGGCGCCCCCCAGCGCCACCCCCCUCCCGCUGCUGCUGCUGCUGCUGCUGGCCCCACACCGGAGCCACGGCUGCGACCGGACCCACGGCGGAGAGGACUCAGGCUGCGGCCUCCCUGUGGCGCCCCCUGGCGGCCCGGAGGUUCGCAACGUCGGGGGCGAGGACGCGGCGCCGGGGGCGUGGCCUUGGACGGGGGCGUUGCUGCGCCGGGGGGGUCACGUGUGCGGAGCCUCCCUCGUGGCCCCCGAGUGGGUCCUGACGGCUGCGCACUGCUUCCAGGAGAGCCGUGACCCCCGCCUGUACUCGGUGCUGCUGGGCUCGCAGUGGCUGCCCCCCCGGGCCGGGCCGUCGCAAGGCCUCGUGGUGCCGGUGGCCGAGGUGCUGCCGCACCCGCGGUACCGCGGCGAGGCCACGAGCGGGGACGUGGCCCUGGCGCGCCUGGCGCGAGCCGUGCCCCUGGGCCCCCGCGUGCUCCCCGUCUGCCUGCCCCCCCCCGGGCCCGCAUUCCCCCCCCCCGGAGCCCGCUGCGUGGCCACCGGCUGGGGGGAGGCGCGGGAUGGAGCUGCCCCCCGGCGCCUGCAGGAGCUGGAGGUGCCGGUGCUGGCGCUGAGCACGUGCCGGCGCCUCUACGGCAUCGAUAUGGGGCGGGCGCUGCCGCCGCGCGCCAUCCACGCCGACAUGGUGUGUGCCGGCUACGCCGAGGGGCAGCGCGACACCUGCAAGGGUGACUCCGGGGGCCCCCUGUCCUGCCGGGCCGGGGGGGGUCGCUGGGCGCUCGCGGGGGUCGUGAGUUGGGGGCAGGGCUGCGGGGUCCCGAACCGGCCCGGGGUCUACACCCGCGUCAGCGCCUACGUCACCUGGAUCCGCCCCCGCGCCCCCGGCGCCGCCUUCCUCGGACACGCCCCCCUCGGCCCCGCGGGGACCAAUGGGAGCGCUCGCAGCGCGGGAGGGGCCGCGGGCGUCAUCGCCGUGGGGCUCCUGGUGGCAGCCUUAAAGGGGCAAUGGGGGCGUUGA
Molecule: messenger RNA, 1014 nt
Organism: Pezoporus flaviventris
Lineage: Eukaryota; Metazoa; Chordata; Aves; Psittaciformes; Psittacidae
Gene: PRSS33
Product: serine protease 33
Exons: 5
Coding region: 1-1014 (337 amino acids)
Biological process (GO): proteolysis
Molecular function (GO): serine-type endopeptidase activity
Source: RefSeq, a predicted model, not a curated record